Molecule: messenger RNA, 1665 nt
Organism: Clarias gariepinus (North African catfish)
Lineage: Eukaryota; Metazoa; Chordata; Actinopteri; Siluriformes; Clariidae
Product: NXPE family member 3-like
Exons: 5
Coding region: 1-1665 (554 amino acids)
Source: RefSeq, a predicted model, not a curated record
AUGGAUAGACACAUGCCAAAGUCAUUGAUCAUCUUUAUUCUGCUGGCAGUGGCAGGGUUUGUGCUGCUUGUCCACAACAUCAUAUCUCUGGAGAAUAUACCUGGAAAUUUAACAUUUGCCUUAAACCAAAGUAAAAAGAACAUCGAAUUACACUUUGAGACAAAAAAUUUGUGGCCACCUGAAUUAAAUGACAUAUAUUGUGCACAUUUGAACCAGGAGCCCACUGCAGAAGAAGCAAAAGAAGAGACGUUUCUGCUGAAUUCCAUUGCAUGGCCAGGUCCCUUGGUACAAGGCUUCUCUGUAGAGCUCAGCAGUAACCCUGCCAAGAGUUACUUUCUGAUCCACGGGCCACCAAAACAAGCUGUAGGUGGACAGCUUGUGGUUGUUGUCCAUGUGCAUAACUUCUUGGGCCUGCCUAAGAAAUAUGGUGGAGAUUUUUUGAUAGCACGGCUGCAUUCACCUAAGCUGGGUGCUGGAGUCGCAGGAAAAGUCUAUGAUCACCAAGACGGGAACUAUACAGUUCUGUUUCCACUGUUGUGGGCUGGAGAAGUACAGGUGCAAAUCACCAUGGUACACCCGAAUGAGGCAGUGGUGGUGCUUCAGAGGCUGCAGAAAGAGAAACCUGACAGAGUGUUUUUUAAAAGCCAAUUUCACUCUGGUGAUGUUUCACAAACCACAGAGUGUAACCUGUGCCUGCCAUUUAACCAAAAGCCACUUUGCAACUACACUGACCCUUUAACUGGUGAGCCAUGGUACUGCUAUAAGCCUGAAAUGCUAGCAUGUAACACACGAGUUACUCAUUUCAUGGGUGGAUAUAGAAGCAAUCUCAUUACGAAAUAUGAACAGCAGUUUUUCAAGAGUGGCGUAAAUAUCAAAGUUCCAAUACCUGCAUCUGGGAUGGAAAAGGUGAUUAUAUUACCUGCAGAAAAAGGACAAAUUCAAUUAAAUUACACUGCUGCUGGAUAUUACUAUCAUAAUACCUGGAGGCCUCUGAAUGGCACAAUUAUGCAUCAGUUUAAUGAUUCAGCAGCCAUAACACAUUGUCUCAGAGGGAAGCUUGUAUACAUGUUUGGAGAUUCAACAGUACGGCAGUGGUUUGAGUACCUCACUGCAUUUGUUCCUGAGUUCAACAUUCACAGCGCUAAAAAAGUGGGGCCGUUCAUCGCUUUGGACAGGGAAAACAACAUACUGAUACAGUUUCGCCUUCAUGGGCCCCCCAUUCGUUCCAGCCCUGUGUUUUCCUCCAAGCUGCGCUAUAUAGCGAAUGAGCUGGACAGAAUCCAGGGUGGGCCAGACACGGUAGUUAUUUUGAGUGUGUGGGCUCAUUUUACCACUUUCCCUAUUGAAGUGUACAUACAGCGCCUCAGGCACAUCCGGAUGGCAGUGGUGCGCCUGCUGAACCGUGAGCCGGCUACUUUGGUAGUUAUCCGCACUCCUAACCCACAGAGGUUGAAUGAAAAAAACUGUCUGUUUGGCAGUGACUGGUUCUCUCUGCAGGUUGAUGCUGUACUACGUGCUAUGUUCCGAGGACUUAAUGUGCUCCUGUUGGAUGCCUGGGAGAUGACACUGGCCCAUCACCUCCCACAUGACUUGCAUCCACCUAGACCCAUCAUCAAAAACAUGAUUGACCUGAUCCUCUCCCACAUCUGUUCAGUUGAGCAAUAG